AUGGAGACUGUUGGGAAUAUGGUUGUUAAAUACUGGGACAACCAUAGAAGUCUUGAUCAGAAAAUGAUUGACCUAAAAAGAAAAUUGGUUGAUUUAAAUGCCCUGAAGCAAGACGUUGAAUCAAGAAAGAGGGCAGAGCUGCAUCCGAGGAAGAAACUGAAGUCACAAGUUGAUGUAUGGUUCCGAAAUGUUGAAAGAAUAAAUGAUGAGAUACAAAACCUUGAUCAAAGAGUUGCGCAAAGCAUUUCCAUCUCACGUGGAUUUUGCAUGGAAGAUGUUUUAAAAAAGAUACAAGAAGUUGAGGAGCUUCUUCAACAGGGUAAGUUUGAUCAAGGUUUGGUAGUCGAUGACCUUAUGUGGAUUGGACAAGCUUUGUCAACAACAAAUUUAGUUGGGAAAGCUGCAGAGAUCUGUAUGGAAGAAAUUUGGACAUGCUUGAUGGAUGAUGAUAUUGGAAAGAUUGGUGUUUGGGGAAUGGGAGGAUUAGGUAAAACAACAAUCAUGAAGCUCAUCAACAACCAACUCUUAAAAAAGACUGAAAAGUUCAACACUAUUAUAUGGAUCACCGUAUCAAAGGAGAUGAACAUCUCCAACAUUCAAAAAGGCAUCUUACGUGCAAUGAGAGAAAAGCUUCAUGAAGAUGAGGAUGAAACUAUAAGGGCAGGAAUGUUAAAUGAAAUGUUGACUCGAAGGGGCAGGUAUGUUUUAAUUUUAGAUGAUCUAUGGGACAAACUUUCUCUUGAAGAAGUAGGAAUCCCCGACCUUUCUAACGGGAGUAAGUUAGUGGUAACGACUCGGAUGUUGGAUGUGUGUCGCUAUUUGGGUUGUCGAGAAAUUAGAAUGCCUACUCUUCCAAAACAAGAUGCGUGGAGUUUGUUUUUGGAGAAAGUAGGUAGAGAUGUUCUCAAAUAUCCAGAUCUGUUCCCAAUUGUGGAAUCCGUUGUUGAACAAUGUGCUGGUUUGCCGUUAGCUAUAGUUACAGUAGCUAGCAGUAUGAAGGGCAUAACAAAUGUUCAUGAAUGGAGGAAUGCACUAAAUGAAUUAAGUCGACGUGUAAGAGGUGUGACUGGGUUAGAUGAAAAGGUACUUCAGCAACUCCAAUUUAGCUAUGACCAUUUAGAACAUGAAAGAGUCCAGCAUUGCUUCCUCUAUUGUGCAUUAUAUCCCGAAGAUUAUAGUAUCCAUGAAAGGAUACUAAUAGAACUUUGGAUUGCCGAGGGGCUUGUGGAAGAAAUGGAUAGCCAACAAGCAGAGCUUGAUCAGGGGUAUACCAUAUUGAAUGAACUCAAAAAUAAUUGCUUGUUAGAAAAUUGUGAAUAUCCAGAACUUGUGAAGUUGCAUGAUCUUGUGAGAGACAUGGCGCUACGAAUCACGAGACCACGGUUCCUAGUAAGAGCCGGCUUGCAAUUGAAAGAGAUACCACAUGUGCAAGAAUGGACAAAAGAUUUAGAAAAGGUUUCAUUGAUGAGUAAUUAUGGCUUGCAAAUUCCAUCACAAAUGUCACCACCAAACUGCCAGAUGCUCACAACUUUAUUGUUGUCUGAUUGUGGUAUAAAGAGUAUUCCAGAUUGUUUCUUUGAGCAAAUGAAGGGACUCAAAGUUCUUGACCUUUCCGGGAAUAAUUUUAGAAUUUUACCAAGUUCCAUCUUUAACUUGGAAGCUCUCACUGUGUUAUUGGUAAGAAGAUGUGAUUAUUUAGAAGAGGUGCCAUCUUUCUCAAAACUUGAAGCUUUAAAGAAGUUGGAUCUUUCAGGUAGAGCAAUCAACUAUGUCCCGCGUGGAAUAUUUCCAAAAUUUUCAUGCUUGCGGGACCUGGUGAUAUUUGAUGACGAUCAACCAGUAUGUGUUAGAGGAGAAGAGAUAGGUGAGUUAAGGAAGUUGCUCUACUUUAAAGGGUGGUUUUAUGACUUGAAUGAAUUGAAUACUUUUGUGCAAACUUCGCAGAGUCGAGGACAACGGCUUAUUCGAUACUACGUGGUUGUGGGUCUUAAAAAAAUCCCUAAUGACAGCCCAUGGGAUAAAUACAUUGAAUUAUCUGGUUGUAAGAUCUGUAGAAAUGGUGUCAAGUUCCCAUCCGAUCUUCAGCAAUUGAGAAUUAACUAUGGCAUUGUUGAUUUCCCAGAAGAAGAGGUGUUUUUUCCAUGUUUUAUCCCAACGCCAAAUGGCAUGUUUUCUUUUCUUAAAGAAAUUUAUAUAUUUAGAUGUGAAAAAAUAAAAAAGUUGUUCACGUGUAGUUGGGUGCUAAGUAACCUCCCAAAUUUGGAAGUGUUAACUGUUGAGAUAUGUCACGGCAUGGAGGAAAUAAUAGCAUCAGAAAUGGAAUUCGUUGAAGAAGAAAGAAUGGGUGGUAGUAACAGUAAUACCAUCCAAUUCACUCUUCCCAAAUUAAGGAAAUUGGACUUGAGGUUGUUACCGGAUCUGAAAAGUAUUUGUGGUGCAAAUAGAGUAAUGGUGUGUGAUUCUAUUGAAAAGAUUACAAUCGAUCAUUGUCCAAAAUUGCAGAGGAUUCCUCUGUAUCUUCCACUACUUGAUGAUGGCCAACCAUCUCCUCCUCCCUCUCUUAAGGAAUUCUUUAUAUCUUCAAGGGAGCAGUUGAGAUCGGCGGAGUGGGAUCAUCCCAAUGCCAAGUCUGUACUGGAGCCAUUUAUUACGCACUGGAGGCUCUGACUUGUAUAUCUCUCUCCUUAUUUGCCUGACAAGAAUGCUCCUCUCUUGACAGUCUAUUCAAUUGGUGGAGAGAAUCGUGAGAUGCUCCUAUUGCUACCAUCAAAAGCAAGUAGCCACAUCUGAUUGUUUGUUGCUUGAUCGCAAUCCCAUACGAGAUGUCAACAACACAGUUGUGGCCUAGGUUUUCUCCCAAAGUUUGGUCUGCUGUAUGCCACAAUCCUUCAUUUAUUAGUAUGCAAGUAAAGGAACGAAGGCAGGUGAAUUCUUAGGAUUCCGGGAAGAUGUUGCUGCUUUCAAGAAAGGCAAUGAGGAAGUUGGAGGAGAAGGUGUGAAAGAGGAAGAAGGGAAGAUUACUAAACAUAUGUUUUAUGAAGCAGCAGCUAAUGCUAGAUCGCAAUGCCAUAUGAGAUCUAAGGAUGACAUCAUUUACCAGCCAGCCACAACGGUACCUGAGGGUGAUAUUGCUAAUGUGUAGCAUGCCUGAGUGCAUGAUUGGCAACAACACAGUCAUGACCUAGGCUUUCUCCCAAAUUAACCACAACUUUGAUCUAGUGUAUGCCAAACAAGACUUCAUUGAUUACUAUGCAAGUGAAGGAAUGAAGGCAAGUGAAUUCUCAUAAACCCGUGAAGAUGUUGCUGCUCUCAAGAAAGACUAUGAGGAAGCUGGAGCAGAAGGUGUGAAAGAGUAAGAAGGCAAGAUUACCAAGCAAAUGUUUCAUGAAACAGCAGCUAAUGGUCUACUCUGUUCCUAAUCUCAUUUUUACUUCAUCGGCUGUUUAUUGUUGUAAAUUUGUCCAUGUAAUACAUCCCUUGAUUUGUCUCUCUUUCUAUGUGAAGUGAGUGGUUUUUCAAGUACAGUUGUGAGAAUUUGGAGUUU
Molecule: messenger RNA, 3544 nt
Organism: Theobroma cacao (cacao)
Lineage: Eukaryota; Viridiplantae; Streptophyta; Magnoliopsida; Malvales; Malvaceae
Source: RefSeq, a predicted model, not a curated record